Messenger RNA from Vicia faba (fava bean), 1152 nucleotides. The record is from the annotation of a GenBank genome assembly. NCBI's taxonomy places the organism in Eukaryota, Viridiplantae, Streptophyta, Magnoliopsida, Fabales, Fabaceae.
AUGCAACCACCGCAUCCAAACCUUUCCACACCGUCCAGAAAAGAAGCCAAGGCAGAUUGGUCUUGUCUUCCACCAGAACUUCUAGAACAAAUAUCAGAAAGACUCAAUAGUGAAAUCUACAUUUUCCGCUUUCGUUCUGUGUGUUCUUGGUGGCGAGAUUGUACCCCACGUUACCCUAACAACCAUUCAUCUUGGGAGCUUCCGGAAUUCCCUGACUCCGACGAAGUCUUUUACGUGCGCCGCCUCUCCAAACAACACAUCUAUCUCAUCAAACCACCGCAGCACCAGCAAACUCUUUGCCCUUGGUUGAUCAGAAUCGGUCGAGACUUGAACGGAAAUCUUCAUCUCUGGCACCCCUUUGACGGUUGCCAAAGUUCUUUAUUAUUCGCUCCUUUCUAUUUAGCUCGUUCUUUAAUCGACUUCAACCAUCUCCCAGUACUUGAUCUUGAACAUAAGUUCCGCAUCCACGAAGCCGAUUCGCCAGAUAGAUAUGUCCAUGAUGGUAAGGUGAUUGUUGCAACAGGUAAGGGAGGAGGAAAACCUCUUGAUCUCAUGACAUACGACAACUUUCAAGAGCUGAAGAUUCUCCGUUACGGGGUAGGUUCUUGGAAGAGUAUCCCCACCAUUGAAAGAUCCUUGUGGGGAGACAUCUGCAUUUUCAAAGGGAAGCUUUGCGUGGCUGAUAAAAACGGUCGCACUGUCAUGAUUGAAUCAGAUUACAGCGUCCACUUGCUCGCCAACCCGGUGUAUGGUGCUGAGUUUAAGUUCUUGGUGGUGGAGAGUGAAUGUGUGUCAUUGUUGUUAGUGGAUUGCCAUGGACUUACCUCUGCUGAUGAAGAUGGUAUAAGGUUUGAUGUAUUCAGACUUGAUGAAAAGAAUAAGAGAUGGAUCAAGUUGAGGAGUUUAGAGAAUAGGGUUUUGUUUAUGGGGGAUGACUGUUCCUUCUGUGUUUCUGCUUCAAAUCUGUGUAUUGGCAAUGGAAAUUGUAUCAUCUAUAGCAGGGAUUAUAAUUUCCACAGUAUUGAACAAGUCGAGUCCAGAAUGCGCAUUUUUCAUUUGGAUCAAGAUCGGGUUUCCCCUCUGUCUGAUUAUCCGGAUUACUUCAAGUUAUUCUGGCCACCUCCAGAGUGGAUCGUCGAGCACCAUUCGUAA